AUGGCCUCUUUAGGCCUGGCAUACCUUGAUCCGUCGGGUUCCGACCCUAGUUCGGACGGGGACGGGGACGUGGAACUAGUAGUGCUGAAGCUAGCAGUACUAAAGGUGAUAGCGCUGGAGCAGGGCGUGGACGUGGUCGGGGACGUGGACGUGGAGGAAAACGCGCGCGGGGAGGUGCCUAAGAAGCAGGAUAAGCAAUUUAUAGAGUAG
Molecule: messenger RNA, 210 nt
Organism: Penicillium verrucosum
Lineage: Eukaryota; Fungi; Ascomycota; Eurotiomycetes; Eurotiales; Aspergillaceae
Exons: 1
Coding region: 1-210 (69 amino acids)
Source: RefSeq, a predicted model, not a curated record